GGAGACAGCUGAAAUAACUGCUGUCUUCAGAGGACUGCUUUUAAGAACAAGGAGGUCUCUACCCACUGCAGCCUAAGCAGAAUCCUAUCCAUCAUGACUGCCAUCCGGCUACGAGAAUUUAUUGACCGUCACCCAGGGAUCCCACCCAGUAUAUUCAUUGCUCAUCAAGGAAAGGACCUCCAUGGCUAUUACCCUGGGCAGCUUGCAAGAGUUCAUUAUGCUUAUAGUGUGAAGAGAUCUCCCAGACCUCUCAUAGACUUGGAAAUUCCACCUAAGAGAAAAAGUCAGUAUCAGCCUCAAUUAGACCAACAAACUCUCAUUCAAUACAUUUGUUUUCGAAGACAUUCAAAGCCUGCCGAACCAUGGUAUAAAGAAACUACGUACCAAAGAGACUAUUCUUUGCCAUUUUACAAGAUGGAUUGGGACCAGAGAUUAGCCACAGUUUCAUCGGAUCCUAGACCACUUAAUUCACUGCCAGAGAAUUACUGUUGUGAAGAGAGGUGGCUUUGAAAGAAAGGAUUUUAGACUAAAGUAACCAUGGCAUUUGAACAAAA
Molecule: messenger RNA, 554 nt
Organism: Balaenoptera musculus (blue whale)
Lineage: Eukaryota; Metazoa; Chordata; Mammalia; Artiodactyla; Balaenopteridae
Gene: SPMIP3
Product: chromosome 1 C1orf100 homolog
Exons: 5
Coding region: 94-510 (138 amino acids)
Source: RefSeq, a predicted model, not a curated record